This is a messenger RNA of Effrenium voratum, 734 nucleotides long. Lineage: Eukaryota; Dinophyceae; Suessiales; Symbiodiniaceae. The record is from the annotation of a GenBank genome assembly.
AAGCCUUGCCGCUGACUAGGCGACACCUGAUGCAAGCGGCAUCCUGGUGAGGUAUGAUUCGCUUCAUCCUGCUACAGAAUCGGCAGGGUAAGACCCGCCUCUCCAAGUGGUACGUUCCCUUUAAUGCGAGCGAAAAGUUCAAGAUUGAGUCAGAGAUUCACAGAGCCGUUGUGACUCGGGAGCCAAGGAACACAAACUUCCUGGAGUACCGCAGUUACAAGAUCAUCUACAGGCGCUAUGCCGGCAUGUUCUUCAUUUUCUGUGUGGACAUGAAUGACAACGAGCUCGGCAUCCUGGAGUUGAUCCACCUCUUUGUGGAAGUCCUGGACGGGUACUUUGGCAACGUGUGUGAGCUAGAUUUGGUGUUCCACUUCGACAAGGUCUACCGCAUCCUUGAUGAACUUCUGUUGGCCGGCGAGGUGUCCGAGACCUCCACCAGCAAGAUCAUCGCCGUUAUGAGGAGCGUCGACAAGAUGGACUGAAAUCCGCCUGGUGAGCUGAAGCGUCUUGAGGGUUGCUUCCUUGGAGCAAUGGGCAGGCCGAGACAUACAUUCCGCACCCACAUUUGGCAGACCUCAGCGGAAAUUUGCAAGGCGCCCCAUUGUUUAGAUGCCCAACCCACUACGUAGCUUGGGGAGUUAUGGGCCAUGGACAUGUAAACUGGCCCUUUUUGCGGCCCCCGCCGCCAUCUAGAGAAUGUGACCCAGGUGGCAGUGCUCGAACAUUUGAGGUGA